AUGAGUCUAACGAGGAGGAGGAUCGCCUUGAAGGAAGUUCAGGAAGGAUAUAAGAACCGGGCGAGCCUCCGCGACGCCGCAGUCUGGUUUCGAGCCUCGUCCGAAGAAGAUGAGGUCCCUCUUCUGCUCGGCCUUCUGGUUCAACUGGAUGGCGAUGGCGCAACGCGAUUCGUGGAUGUUCUUCCCCGCGAGGAACGCGGGCGUGAUGGUGGCGUCGCCCCUUCCGAGCCGGCGUGCUUCAGCUUCUCCUCGACAAAGUCCGCGGGACUCACGAUAUGUCGGCUGGCGGACGACUACGACCCGCCGCGGACGGCGGAUCCCGACAGCAAGUUCUUCUUCCGGGAUGUGCCACCGGGCUACAACCUGGUGCCGGGAACAAAGAGCUACCUGAAGAUGGUCUGGGACACGUUGGGCUCCGUCGGCGCGGCUGCGAAGUGCGCGGACGACGGAGGAGGGCUGGCCGUCCCGAGCCUGGAGCCUGUGUUCAACUACAUCAACAAGAGCCUGAUGGACAACGCGUCGAAGAUCACCUAUCCCUUCUACGUUUUCAGGGUCGAUGGGAAGCCGUUGCCGACGAACGGCUAUGUUUGGUUGUUCAGGGACGGUACGAACGUGACAUACACUGGAAGAGGUCAAGGCCACUUUCACCCUAUCCAUCCAACAGGGAUUGGUCCAUGCCUCGGGGUUGCGUACAAUGACAUCGGCGCCCCACCGAACACAUUCGGCGUCUGGGUGGACUCCCCCUGCACCGACGGCGGCGUCAAUGUCGGCGGGUACUUCUGCGAGAUCAGGGUCCCCGACGUCACCCCGCGCUGAGGAGCCCGGAAGAGGAACCCUGAUGAAAGCAAGAACGUUAAAUUUCCCAACAUAUUCUGUUAAAAAAUUUUUUCACGUCGGGUCAUUGAAGCACGAAUCCUUCGCUAGGAACAUUUUCCUUUUUCCUCACCUCUGUUACGAGCACUUCUCACCAUGCACCUCACCUGGCGAUUUGCACAGGACGCCGCCAAAGCGAUAUUAUUCCUCGAUCUCGAUGAAGGAAUGUCAACAAUUGAAUACUUGGUUUUUCGAAAUUCCUACCUUCGGGCCUGCUUCGGCUCACACGAAGUUCCAACACCUUCAAUUCUUACAAUGA
Messenger RNA from Darwinula stevensoni, 1132 nucleotides. The record is from the annotation of a GenBank genome assembly. Lineage: Eukaryota; Metazoa; Arthropoda; Ostracoda; Podocopida; Darwinulidae.